Bacillus rossius redtenbacheri is the source of this 5210-nucleotide messenger RNA. Its product is annotated as mitochondrial import inner membrane translocase subunit TIM44. Gene Ontology annotation, cellular component: mitochondrial inner membrane. The record is from RefSeq and is a predicted model, not a curated record. Gene Ontology annotation, biological process: protein import into mitochondrial matrix. The coding region runs from base 96 to 1439 and encodes 447 amino acids. The transcript is spliced from 6 exons. Lineage: Eukaryota; Metazoa; Arthropoda; Insecta; Phasmatodea; Bacillidae. Gene Ontology annotation, molecular function: protein-folding chaperone binding.
CAAUUGUUCCUUCUCGUCGACGGUUGUUUGUUUUUACUAGCAGGUUUCGAAAAAAGUGUUCCUGUUUCAUCAUUCGUUUUACAUUUCUCAUUGUAAUGUUUCGAAAUAAAUAUAUAUACAAGCCAGGAGGAAUAGGAUGGAACCUACUGUGUUCGCUGCACCCUCGCUGCAUGACAUACCUGAGCCCACUCAGGCCAGCCCUGCAUGUCAACCACAACUGGAGAAUGGUGCGGCUGUACUCGAAGCCGGCGCGUCAGCCCAACUUCUUUACCCAGUUUGUGGAGAACAUCAAGCAGGAGUUUGCAAAGAACAAAGAGAUGAAAGAGAACUUGAGGAAGUUCAGGGACGAAGCCCAGAAGCUCGAGCAGUCGGACGCCUUAAAGAAAGCUAGGCAAAAGUUUGAAACUGUGGAGUCUGAAGCAUCUAAAGGUUCCGAGGUGUUGAAGGAAAAACUGGGCUCCAUCAAGGAAAAGAUGCACGAGGCAUUAGAAGAUGUAAGCAAAUCUGACAUUGCUAAGAAAGCAGGUCAGAUAACGGAGGAGCUGGGGAAGUCGGCCCGGGGCGCCGCCGAGUCCCUCUCGGAGAAGGGCCAGCAGCUGGGCAGGUCAGCGGCCUUCCAGACGGUGUCGCAGACCGCGAGGGCCGUCAAGAAGGAGCUGGGUGAGGGCAGCAUGCAGGCGUUUGUGUACAAGGCCCCGGACAAGCUGCGCAAGCGCAACGAGACGUGCGCAGUCGCAGACAACAGGGUGAUCGAACCCAACCAGGAGGCAACCGGCGUCGAGCUGCACAAAGAUUCCAGGUUUUAUCAGAGCUGGCAGAACUUUAAGGACAAUAACCCGUACGUGAACAAAGUGUUGGACUGGAAAAUAAAAUACGACGAAAGCGACAACCCGAUGAUCCGAGCGUCGCGCCUGCUGACGGACAAGGUGUCGGACAUCAUGGGCGGGCUGUUCCAGAAGACCGACCUGUCGCAGACCCUGACGGAGAUCUGCAAGGUGGACCCGAGCUUCGACAAAGUACAGUUCAUCAAGGAUUGCGAGACGGACGUCAUCCCCAACAUCCUGGAGGCGAUGGUGCGCGGGGACCUGGACAUCCUGCGGGACUGGUGCCACGAGGGCCCGUUCAACGUCUUCUCCGCGCCCAUCCGCCAGGCCCGGGCGGCCGGGUACCGCUUCGACUCCAAGGUCCUCGACAUCGACAACGUCGACCUCAUGAUGGGCAAGAUCAUGGACCAGGGGCCCGUGCUGGUCAUCAAUUUCACGUCGCAGCAGAUCAUGUGCCUGAGGGACGCGAAGGGCAAUGUCGUCGAGGGCGACCCGGAGAAAGUGCUGCGGGUCAACUACGUGUGGGUUCUGUGCCGGGACAUGACGGAACUGAACCCGAGAGCAGCGUGGAAGCUUUUGGAUCUCUCUGCUAGCAGCACCGAACAGUUAGUUUGAAAAAAUAAAUUAUUGUCGAUGUACAUAUUAUUACAUACAUGUAUAUUUCACUAGAACCUGGUACACAUGGGCAUCUUUCUUUUUCGCAAAGGUGAAUGUUAAAAGUGAUAAAGCAGCAUUAAAUAAUGUAAAAAAAUGUACAGGUUACAAUUUUAAGUGGUAAGUUUGCUUUUGUAGUAAACUUUAUUUAAUAAAUACUACAUCUUAAAGUACAAAAAUCAACUUUCAAAGGUUUUACUGCUUCAAUAUUUUUUUCCAAUUUUAUAAAAAAUAUCAUUUUAUUCUUUUGUACUAAUUAUAAUUCAUCCCAUUUAAUGUGUGUUUAAUGAUUGUGGGGAAAAAAAGAAAGUUGGUUUAGAAAUGUAUCAAUGAAAAAAUGAAAUUUAAGAUUUAUUUUGUAGGGCCAUUAUGAAUAGGUAUAGUUUUGUUUGUUUAUAGUGGCCUUAAUAGCUAAAGAUAUUUACAGAAAGAACUAGCUACAUAUAGCCCUUGUAUGGUAGCUAAUAGAAUUAUUUCUUUAACACUAGUUUGCUAAAAGUUAUUUUUUGGAUAAGGGUAUUUACCAUUCUACUCACAUAAGAUGUCUAUGUGUACUAGACUUAAGCAUUCUGCAGAAAAUAAUACAAUUGAGUGUGCCGAUGAUAGAAACGUAUGCUUAAUUUUCAAAGUAUGUCAUGAACUGCAGGCACAGGUAAUAUUAAAUUACAAGCCUACAGGUGGUCAGUUUUAAACUGCACAUAGAUUACAAAAUGUUACCAAUAGCAUAAAUUUAUAGAAGACCUUUUCCAAAGGCUUGGUCCUGAAUGUUUUGACUUUUUUAUAUAUAAAAGAUUUUUAUUAUUUGCUACCUAAGCUUUAAAAUCUUCCUGUUAAUAUCUUUUUUUUUACAUCUAAAAGUAAAGAAUGUGUAUAAAUUAAAACUUAAUUUUAAAAUUAUUUUUCCAUACUUCAAUGAUUUGGUUGUGUAACUACCUAAUACUCUUAUUCACUGCCUCAUUUUAUUUUUGAGAGACUUACAACAUAUCUAAUUUUACUGAAGUUUUUGAACAGACCACUGCAUGAAAAAAAUUAAUAUUGACUUAGGCCAAUUUACAAUAUUCCAUGAGUUGGUUACAUGAAAAUGUAAACUCAUUGCAGAGGCAGUCAUUUGGGAAGGGUGGUGGGGUUAAAUACCAACUUCUCCUUGUUAACUCCACCUAAAAACUUCUGUGGUGAUGGCAAAAAAAUAAUCUGCUUCAGGCUGCACCUAACAUGUAGAGUGUUCAAUUUUUGAUGUGUAUACAGCAUUUGGUAGGAGUAAUUUCGUGAAAAAGGAAUGGAAGUUUAUGAACGUAAAAGUGUGACAAAGAUGGUGGACCCACAUGUUCAAUCCAUAUAUUAAACACCUAUCCCUCACUUACACUACUAAUUAGUUCCUAAAAAUGCUCAUGUUAUUCAAAAUCGCGUAUUCUGAAGGAUUAGUUUCCAUAAAUAGCAAGGCUAAUUUAUGUAAUGUGUUCCAAAAUUGCGUAGAAUAACACUCAAUGAUAAAUAUGUCACACCAUUAAUCUUGAUAUGCCUCCUAUUGCACUUUGUAUGACAAAUACGACACCGCGUAACGGAAGAUACAUGGUUAUAUACUUUAUCGUCAGUCUGCUGGCUGACUUGCCCGCCCGGGCAUGACCUUCAACUCACAUCGCAUAUCUUGCCAAACCAUCCUUUACUGACAGUGAAACCAAUAUUACUGUUCGGAUAAUUACAUUUUAAUUUUUAAAAAAUUAAAGUGCUUAUCGUGUCCUAUCGCAUAAUCUCGCACAAAUUAUAAUAAGAUCAAGUUACAAAAGUAGGGGUGCGAUUUUUAUGUGGGGAAAAAAUUUUUGUUAGGAAAGGUUAUUCAUAAAAACAUAACCCAAUCAUGGAAAGUACCUAUGUUUUUUUUAAAGUAGAGUAUAAAAAAGCACGCCAAACUAUUUAAAUUAAUAAGUCAUGCAACAAAAACCUUUCUUCAACUUUAAAUAGAAAAACAUCAUCUGUGACCCAAAUGCGAACCUGAAAUAACGCAUAACUAUUGUCGUAGUACACACCACGAAAGAGUGCGGGCUAUCAAAUGUAGUAAAAUCGGCACAAGAUAGAGAGCACGCAUUGCAUGCAAUCGGCGAGAUAUCAAUAUCGAUAUUUGACUACGUUUGUGCACUCUAUACGGGAAGUAACAUAGCCAAACAUGAAUGAUGCCAACUAGCGGUGGCUACAUUUUUAUAAACGGUACACCACGGCAUCACAGACUAACAGAUAAAGGUUAUAAUGUUUAAAAAUGUCUUCAAAAGAAAAUUGUGUGCACAUUUGACUUGCUUAAAACUAAAGUGCGACCAACAUAAGCGUGGCCUUCAUGUCAAUCUGCGCGGCCGUAAUAGGUACUUCUAGUUUUGUCUCAAAUACUUCAACACGAUGCAUUAUGAGUGAUCAAGCACGUAGUUACCGGCAGCUGAAUGGUCAGAUGUUGCUUUUGUUUGUGUGAUUUCCUUGCCACUGGCUAGACUGAGUUCACGGCCCGGUUUGUGGCCAGGCGACAACGGUACGGCACAGUGGCAUACGCGUGGACGUAAAAAAAUGUCGUCCUUUACACGCCAUAGCCGCAAUUUAACUUACCAUAGUUGAUAUUUGUACAACAGCCGAUAGUGUAGUCAGACCUGCGUGACCAUCUCUUCCCCCCUUGCCUGGCUAACUGUAUUCCACAGCACAUCUGUUGUUUACAGAAGUUGAAACAGGUUUCGUGGCAUCGUGCCAGACUUUUUUUUUUGCCUGUGGAGAUUUCGUGCUAACUGAAAUUUACAGACCUGCUAUUCAAGACUGGGGCAGUAAAAUUAACAUUGCGCUAAAUGAAUUCACGCAUUCUGAAGACGUGCUAAGUGAGGGAUAGGUGUAUUCUCUUUUUUAGAUUGAACAUAUCACCUUCAGAAUAACUUAAGUCAGAUACCAAUAAAUCAGUGAUUAAUUAUAGCAUUAUAGGGUUUGUAUUGUUUGUUUAUGGUACCAAAAAAAAAAAUACCUAUUUAAAAAUGUGUAUUGAACUCUGCUUGCAUUAAAAGUAUUAAAACACCAUCUCUUUCCUAGCAAGGCAGGCAAGGUAUGCAUGAUGCCUCUGCAUAACUUUGUUUGUCCAUCCCUCUCCAUAAGACAUGAAGAAAACCUGUUUUACAAUAGGGUACUUUAAUUUGGAGUGUUGUGCCUUAUCUGUCAGCACACACAUGUCUGCACCCUGCCUUCUACAUACUGAACAAAAUCUUUAAAGUGGAGGUGUCAAACUGGACAGUUUCAAAUGCAUUGAUGUGAUUUUUUUUUUAAGUCAGUUAUGGCAAGGAUAAUGGGUAUAUUCCAACAUCCAGGUCCAGCGAAAGAGUCUUUAACCCAGCAUUCUACAGUUCUCCUUAUUCUGUAAUCUGUAGGGAAAAGAUUUUACAUUGAAUUACAAUAAAACCUAAAUAUUAUCUUUUGAAAUAUUAAGUUCAGUGAAUGUUUAAUAUGCAGUUUGCAUCAAAAUGUAUAUGAAAAAAUUAAUUUUAUAUUACAAAUUGCAUCUCCUAUUAAUGUACUCAUUUUUAUCUUACUGCCAAUGGUACAUUAUUCGAAACACGUAAUUGAUUUAUUUUUAGUCUCGAGUAAUUCUGUCCAGGAUAAUCGUAUUACAAAAAAAUUUAUUGUUAUAAUUAUAAUAUUUUAGUCAACUAUGUAUCUAAUAUCAUUUUAGUGUUGUGUGUGUUAACAAAAAACUUACAAGAAUAAAAACAAUUAUAA